This is a messenger RNA of Musa acuminata AAA Group (dessert banana), 4941 nucleotides long. Its product is annotated as lysine-specific demethylase REF6. Gene Ontology annotation, biological process: regulation of gene expression; chromatin remodeling. NCBI's taxonomy places the organism in Eukaryota, Viridiplantae, Streptophyta, Magnoliopsida, Zingiberales, Musaceae. The coding region runs from base 857 to 4354 and encodes 1165 amino acids. Gene Ontology annotation, molecular function: histone H3K4me/H3K4me2/H3K4me3 demethylase activity. The record is from RefSeq and is a predicted model, not a curated record. Gene Ontology annotation, cellular component: nucleus; chromatin. The transcript is spliced from 7 exons.
UCAAACCCCUCUCAUCUGCACCUCGAAGCACAGUGCCAAUCCUACUGUUGUGCUCAUCAACAGCAUAAAUUAAAUCCAAAUCCCCCCUCCUCUUCUCACUCACUCCCUCUCUCUCUCUAUCUAUUUUGCUCAGCUGAGAAGAGGAAGAAAGAGAAAAGAGGGAAGUGAGAGAGAGAGAGAGAGCGAGCUCAGAGUAGAAUAUAACCAAACCCUUCUUCUCCCCGUCCCCAAAAGAGAAGAGAGGAAGGGACUCCAAGAAGCACUCGCCCUCUCUCCAGAUGAGGGCACAUCUCCUCCUCCGUUGAUGGCCGCCGCAGCGUCGCCGUCCGCGCCCGGGGUGGCCGCCCCCGAGCCACUGCCACUGGAGGUGCCCCCCUGGCUCAGGUCGCUGCCGCAGGCUCCGGAGUUCCGCCCCACGCCGCAGGAGUUCCAGGACCCCAUCGCUUACAUCCUCAAGAUCGAGAAGGAAGCCGCCGCCUUCGGCAUCUGCAAGAUCGUGCCCCCCCUCCCCCCCGCUGCCAAGAAGACCGCCGUCACCAACCUCAACCGCUCCUUCGCCGCCCGUGAGCUCGGCCAGCGGCCCCCGGCCUUCGCCACUCGCCAGCAGCAGAUCGGCUUCUGCCCUCGCCGCCCCCGCCCCGUCCAGAAGUCCGUAUGGCAGAGCGGCGAGCACUACACCCUCGCGCAGUUCGAGGCCAAGGCCCGCCAAUUCUAGCGCUCCCACCUCCGCCAUGCCGCAGCAGGCGGCAGCGCUCGCAAGGCCGCCGCCUCAGCUGCUCUCUCCCCUAUUGAAAUCGAGACCCUCUUCUGGCGGGCUUCUGCCGACAAGCCCUUCUCGGUCGAGUACGCCAACGACAUGCCCGGUUCGGGUUUUGCUCCGCUCCCCAGCGACGGCCGGCACUGCUGGCGUGACAAGGCGCCGGCUAAUGUCGGGGAAUCGGCGUGGAACAUGCGGGGUGUGUCCCGGGCUAAGGGCUCCCUGCUCCAGUUCAUGAAGGAGGAAAUCCCAGGAGUGACGUCGCCCAUGGUGUAUGUAGCGAUGCUGUUUAGCUGGUUUGCAUGGCAUGUUGAAGACCACGAGCUGCACAGCUUGAAUUACCUGCAUAUGGGCGCUGGGAAGACGUGGUAUGGAGUACCGAGGGAUGGCAGACUUGCCUUCGAGGAGGUGGUCCGCAUACAAGGCUAUGGUGGUGAGGUAAACCCUCUCGUUACUUUUACAAUCUUGGGUGAGAAGACCACUGUUAUGUCUCCUGAAGUUCUUGUCGGGGAGGGAAUACCAUGCUGCAGGUUGGUUCAAAAUGCUGGGGACUUUGUAGUCACUUUUCCUGGGGCUUAUCAUAUGGGGUUCAGUCAUGGGUUUAAUUGUGGGGAGGCAGCAAAUAUCGCUACUCCUGAAUGGUUGAGAUUUGCUAAAGAGGCUGCAGUUCGAAGGGCUUCAAUAAAUUAUCCUCCUAUGGUGUCUCAUUUUCAGUUGCUAUAUGCACUUGCACUAUCAUUACACACAAGGAUGCCCACAGGGGAUGGAAGUGAGCCACGAAGUUCUAGAUUAAAAGAUAAGAUGAAAGGAGAAGGAGAAGUGAUAGUAAAAAAUGCAUUUGUUCAAAAUGUGAUUCAAAAUAAUCACCUACUUAAUAUUCUUCUUGAUAAGGGAACAUCCUGUGUAGUUCUUCCACAAAAUACACCUGAUGGUCCAUUGUGUUCAAAUUCACUGGUCAGAUCUCAGGUAAAGGUAAAGCCAAGAUUAUCAUUUGGCUUAUGUAGUGAACAGGAAGCUCUAGAAGCAUCACGACUUUUACCUUCCAAUGAUGUGGGUCCAGGCUGGAGUGCAGCAGUUAGAAACUUCAAUGGUUUGUCUUCAUUUAGAGGAAAUUCUACAUCCACAGGAAAUGAUAGAAUGAUUUCAUCAGGGAUAUGCGACAAAUUUGUUGGUGCUGAUCAAUACUCUUUCUCAUCUGAUUUACAAAAUGUGGAAGGUGAAAAAGAAGGGUCAAUUCAUGGUGAUGGGUUGCUAGAUCAAGGACUACUGUCAUGUGUGACAUGUGGAAUUUUGAGUUUUGCAUGUGUUGCGGUCAUUCAACCACGAGAGACAGCAGCCAAAUAUCUCACGGCUGCGGAUUGUGGUUUCCUUAAUGAUCAUGCUAUUGGUUCAGCAGACGUUAGCGAGUUAAGUAGAGACACAAAUUGGAAGCCGAGCAGAAACAAUCUGGUUACUGGCAUUGUACAAAUUGAAAGGAAUGUCGAGGAUAGAGUGAAUGAUGACUUGGUUCAUUGUGAUGCAUAUUCAGUUCAAGUUUCGGACUGGAGUAUCAAAAUGAUUUCUGAUGUUACAUGUCCAAGAGCUGCUUCUGCACUUGAUCUUUUAGCUUCUGUUUAUACUGAUUCAUCAGAUUUUGAGGAUGAGGAUGUUCCAUUAGAGAAGUCUACAUGCUCUGAUAAAAAUAAUAUGGGAGACUCAUCAUUAGUGCUUAACACUAAUGAACACUUGGGAAAUGCAGUUGAAACCCAAAUCCUUCAUUCGAGUGAGGUUGCACAUGAGGAAACAAAAUUGCACUUGGCUGGAUCAGAGAGCCAAAACGAUCUGUUUGCCCAAAGUUCUCAAUCAGUUGAUGGUUCAGAUAAUUUAAAUGGGGAUGACAAUGAUGUUGCUGAUAACAAAUGCCAACUAAAAUCAGAAUUCUCUUGCCUGAAUCUGUCAGAAACUGGGAAUUUUAUGGGUAAAUCUUCUUUAGAGGAUAAUGAGGCAAUGGAAACAUCUAAGACUUCCAUAAAGUUUAUGGGGGAAUCUAGAGAUGUUCAUCACAAGGAAUUCGACUGUGGUUCUCAUAAUAUUGAAACUGCUGAUAUUUAUUACAGUAGCCUGAAGAUGGGAAAUCCAACUGUUUUGGCAGAUCUCCCUGUCAAAUGUGAUGAUUCAGCUGUGCCAGCAGAAGCUGUCACAACAUGUCAAGAAUUAAGAAAUGUUGCUACAAAGAAGAGCCCAAAAAUAUCAGUUGUGCAAGGAUUUGACAGAGAUUCUUCUCGAAUGCACGUAUUCUGUCUUGAGCAUGCAGCAGAGGUUGAAAAACAACUUCAGCCAAUAGGUGGUGUGCAUAUGAUGAUUCUAUGUCAUCCAGACUAUCCUAAAAUUGAAUCAGAAGCAAAGUUGUUGGCAAAAGAAUUGGGAAUUGGCAAUAUUUGGAAGAAUGUCAAGUUCAGAGAGGCCAGUAAAGAAGACCAAGAAAGAAUCAGAGUGGCCUUAGAGGAUGAAGAAGUUAUACCCACGAACAGUGAUUGGACAGUGAAAUUGGGAAUCAACCUCUAUUAUACUGCCAACCUCAGCAAAUCUCCCAUCUACAGUAAGCAGAUGCCAUAUAAUCCAGUUAUAUACAAAUCUUUUGGCCAAAAAUCUGCAGGUGACUCCCCAGAAAAGCCAAAGACAAGUGGGAGGCGCACAGGCAGACAGAAGAAAAUUGUUGUUGCUGGCAGGUGGUGUGGAAAGGUUUGGAUGACAAACCAGGUCCACCCAUGUUUAGCCCAUAAAAAGGAAACUCUAGAGCAAGAACAGACAGAAGAAUAUUAUUCAUCUGAUAGUGAUCAGAAUCCUUCGGAUGAGAUAGAGAUUGAUCAUUCCAGCAAAGUUUCCUCGAAAAGUAAUUCAUCAGGUAGUAAUCUGGCAGUGAAAAGUUCUGGGAAGAAAAGGAAAAAACCUUCGAGAAAGGCAAAGACGAAGAAACCCAGAUGCACUAUGGCAGACAGCAAAUCAAAAGCUACUGAUGUAUCUGGAACUUCUGCAUCUCCACCUGGGAGGACUCCAAGAAGCAGUUGUCCUAGAAACAGCGAGAGCACUAAACAGCACAAAUUAAAUUCGAAAGAUGAAGCAGGAGGUCCGAGUUCACGUCUUAGAAAACGUCCAUCCAAGUCUGAGGAACAAAAGAACAAAUUGGCUAACAAGAAGCAGUCUAACAAGAGGAAAGCUAAAAACAACCAAACUGCAAAUCUUGUACCCAAGGAUGAGGAAGAAUAUGCUUGUGAUAUUGAGGGGUGCUCUAUGAGCUUUAGCACAAAGCAAGAUUUGGCAUUACACAAGCGGGACAUUUGCCCCGUGAAGGGGUGUGGCAAGAAGUUCUUCUCACACAAGUACCUGUUGCAGCACAGGAAGGUACACAUGGAUGACCGGCCAUUGGAAUGCCCAUGGAAGGGAUGCAAGAUGACUUUCAAGUGGCCGUGGGCACGAACUGAACACAUAAGGGUGCACACUGGUGAUCGCCCCUAUGUCUGCCAGGAACCAGGAUGUGGUCAGACAUUCCGCUUUGUAUCAGAUUUUAGCCGUCACAAGCGCAAAACAGGCCAUUCUGUUAAAAAGGGCCGAAGAUGAUGAGGCUUGAAGUAGCUAAUUAGAGCAGAGCCUCCUUCGGUGUAGGCAAAUUUGGGGACUGUAAAUUAAUGCUCUUGAUUGAAGUUACCAUUACUGGGUGAUCAGGAGGGUAGGGUAGGAGAGCCUUACUACAUUUCUUUUCUAUCUUCGUUGAAUACUAAUCCUCUUAUCAUUAGUCCAAUCAAUUUGACGCUGAUUUCUAAGUUAUCUAAAUUAGUCAGAUGGAGGCUGAUGUUGAUGUAGGCAGAGGUGGAUGUUCUAAUGGCUAGUGGCCAUCAAAAACAGGCCUAACAAAGCUGCUUGUUUGAUUUUGUCAAUUGCCCCAUUGCAAUACUGACACUCUUAUAUUGGGUUGCAAUGAUUCUUUCCUCAAGAUAGGGACAUUUCUGUCUGGUUUGUCAAGGGUAUGUGUUGAUAGCAUUUCCUCAAGUUCUUUCUCUCUUUCUGGCUUCCAUCAUAGGGACAUUGAUAUCUGUGGCUGUCAUCUACUAUAUGUUAACAACAUGGCAGGGGAUCACCUGUGCUUAAUGAAUAAUGAACGACUACUGCAGGUGAGUUUAUUGCUAAUUUAGCAAAUUUUUGGCACA